Molecule: messenger RNA, 1349 nt
Organism: Microdochium trichocladiopsis
Lineage: Eukaryota; Fungi; Ascomycota; Sordariomycetes; Xylariales; Microdochiaceae
Exons: 1
Coding region: 207-1247 (346 amino acids)
Source: RefSeq, a predicted model, not a curated record
GCGACCGACACGAACGACCGCUGCCAAACACAGAGCCACAGCACAUUCAGUCAACUGGGCAGGCACAUUCAGAACUCGCUGCUGUCGUAACUGUUUGAAAGGACCUAUCAAUUCUCGCCCCUUGCCUGUAUCCUCAAUUGCCCACCCCCGGAGGGCUGGAACAACAGCUCGUGGGCACAUCCCGCGACUACUUCCAUACCAGAACCAUGUCCACCUACGAGGCGCGUCGCUUGCAGAACAUCAAGAACAAUGCCGCUCUCGUGAGCGACCUGGGCCUUCAGUCACACGCCGCCCGUGCCACAAGAACAUCAGCCGAGAAUAAUGGCCGGUCGGCCAAGCGGCAGAAGACAACAGCUAGCAAAGAGCCCCCAAAACCAACCCGCACGUCCGCGAGAAUCGCCAGCGCCCCAUCACGACCCAUUUACGGCGAGGAUGCCCUUACGAUCGUGGACAACAGCAGCUCGAGCCUGCGCGGCAGAGGACGAGUAGCCAAGACGAACAAGACCGCGCCCUCCUUACCAUCUCCAGCACCCUUGACCACCACCUCGCAGACGACCCGGGCAGACCUCUCCACCAUAACAGCAGGCUGGACGUCCUGGACACCACAGGCCCCUCCGCCGACCUUUGACGAGUACACGGGCGCAUACCACUUUGGCUCCCACCCAGACUUCACCCCCAACAAGUCCCCCGAGUCCAUCCUACGGGAGGGCUGCUUCGGCGGGUCGUACUUCCGCCCCCUUUACUCGCGACACCUGCGGACCACCAUCGAGGAUGACUGGCGCGAGCUGCCGCCCGAGUGGAUCUCCGGGCUCAACGUGGAAAGGUACCUCACCUCGCCAGAGUACGACCCGGAGGUGAACAAGUACGGCGUCGCGUGCGGGCAGAGCAUCGAGGAAUGGGAGGCUGCGGGUUGGAUCCGGCACGAGCACGAUGUCCGGGGUUGGUUCCAGUGGUACUGUCGCUUCUGGAUGGGGCGGCGGUGCGACGACGACGAGAGGCAGAUUGGCCGGUGGAAGAAGUGCGUGGGCGAGACGGGCAGGUGGAGGAGGAUUCUGCUCAAGAAGUACGUCGCGGCGGGGAUACGGAAUGUCAUGGAUGAAGGUGUGGAUGAAGGUGACGGCAGUGAAGAGGAUGGCGGGGGAAGACGCGGAACUGGGGUCAGCCCGGUCGUGCAUCAGACUUGUCAUCACUGGGCUUGGGAGGUUAGGCAGGAUGCGCUCGAUCGGUUCUGGAGGGAGGCUCGGUGAGGGUUUAUUUCGAGACAUGAGGCCGCGCAAUUCACCAUGAGGUUUGAUGUUGACGUUUCACGUGAAUGGCGAUGGCGUGUCUCACGUCUCCUACGUUUUCCG